UUGAACGUAGGCGCCUGAGCCGUUGGAUAAAUGGGUUUUGUGCUUAAAGCUCCAACAACCCUAUUGCGGCAAGAAAAAAUUGUGCGGCUCUGUCAAAGCCAGGGACGGUUUAGUAUUAAUCUCAGGAAGCGGAGACUGCCACUGCAAAUCUGCUCAAUGUCGAAGACAGCGCCUGAACAGAAUCUUGGGUUUCCAAUAUUGGUGAACAGCUGUGGUGGUAAAAUGGGGAGGGCUGUCAUAGAAGCAGCAGUCUCUGCUGGAAUUCAGUUAGUUCCCGUGUCAUUCAGCCCUUCAGAAGAGUCUGGUCGAAUUGUGCAAGUUGGUGGACAGAGUAUUCAGGUUUAUGGCCCUUCUGAAAGAGAGGGCAUUCUUGCAUCAAUUUUUGAAAAACACCCAAAUCUGAUUGUUGUUGACUAUACUGUGCCUCAUGCUGUUAAUGAUAACGCAGAGAUAUAUUGCAAAGUUGGUGUUCCUUUUGUGAUGGGAACUACUGGUGGAGACAGGGAGAGACUAUAUAAGACUGUUAAAGACUCAAAAGUUUAUGCAGUGAUUUCUCCACAAAUGGGAAAACAGGUUGUUGCAUUUCUUGCAGCCAUGGAGAUUAUGGCUGACCAGUUUCCUGGAGCUUUCUCAGGCUAUAGUCUACAGGUGAUAGAGUCUCAUCAGGCAAGCAAAUUGGAUACGUCUGGAACAGCCAAGGCUGUCAUCUCAUGCUUUCAGAAACUUGGUGUCUCUUUUGAUAUUGAUCAGAUAAAACAAAUUCGUGACCCCAAACAACAGCUUGAGAUGGUGGGCGUUCCAGAGGAGUACUUAUCUGGCCAUGCAUUCCAUAUUUAUAAUCUCACAUCACCUGAUAAGACAGUUUCAUUCGAGUUUCAGCAUAAUGUAUGUGGUAGGUCAAUAUAUGCAGAGGGCAGUGUUGAUGCUGCCAUUUUCCUCGCUAAGAAGGUUAGGUCCAAGGCAGAGAAGUGCAUCUACAAUAUGAUUGAUGUUUUACGUGAGGGUAACAUGCGGUGAUAGAUUGUUGCAUGCCAGUUACUUUUUAUAGUAAUUUAUAGCUGUGGUGACAUCCUGAUCUUUUUCUUUUAAGUUUUCUUUUAAAUUUUUUUUUUUUGGGCCGAGAUAUGUUGCGGUUAGGUUAUUAAGGGUUUGAGCUCGUAUAUAGAGAUUGCAAUUGUGAAGCAAUUGAUGUUGCAUUUGGCAAAUUUUGGAGUAAAUAAUAAUCUCUCUUGAUAUUUGAAAAUGUCCCAUUUGUUGUA
This is a messenger RNA of Telopea speciosissima, 1259 nucleotides long. RefSeq names its product 4-hydroxy-tetrahydrodipicolinate reductase 2, chloroplastic-like. The record is from RefSeq and is a predicted model, not a curated record. Lineage: Eukaryota; Viridiplantae; Streptophyta; Magnoliopsida; Proteales; Proteaceae. Bases 31 to 1017 code for a protein of 328 amino acids. Gene Ontology annotation, cellular component: chloroplast stroma. The transcript has 9 exons. Gene Ontology annotation, molecular function: 4-hydroxy-tetrahydrodipicolinate reductase activity; NADPH binding.